Sesamum indicum (sesame) is the source of this 1554-nucleotide messenger RNA. Its product is annotated as benzyl alcohol O-benzoyltransferase-like. The record is from RefSeq and is a predicted model, not a curated record. NCBI's taxonomy places the organism in Eukaryota, Viridiplantae, Streptophyta, Magnoliopsida, Lamiales, Pedaliaceae.
UCAACACCUAACACUACUUCACAUAGCACUACUUCACAUAACACUACAUCUCUCUCUCUCUCUCUCUCCACAGUAAUCGCUUCCACAAAUGGCAUCAGCAAAUGCUUUGACCUUUAAAGUCACAAGGCAGAACCCAGAGCUGAUCCCUCCGGCGAAACCCACGCCCCACGAACUCAAACCCCUCUCCGAUAUCGACGAUCAAGAGGGCCUCCGCUUCCAAAUCCCCCUCAUCCAGUUCUACCGGAGAAACCCCGCAAUGAACCGAAAAGAUCCCGUCAUGGUUAUCCGCGACGCCCUGGCCAGGGCAUUGGUUUUCUACUACCCGUUUGCCGGGCGGUUGAGGGAGGCGGCCGGCAGGAAGCUGGUGGUGGAGUGCACGGGCGAGGGCGUUCUGUUUAUUGAGGCAGACGCGGACGUGACGCUGCAGCAGUUCGGCGACGCCUCCGGUGGAGUGGUGAACUGUCCUCUGUUGCUUAUUCAGGUCACGCGUUUAAGAUGUGGUGGGUUUAUCUUUGCUCUCCGCCUCAACCACACAAUGAGUGACGCUGAUGGGAUUGUUCAAUUUAUGGCCGCCGUCGGCGAGCUCGCACGGGGCGCUGAAAUGCCUUCCGUUCUACCAGUUUGGCAAAGAGACCUCCUAAACGCACGUGAUCCGCCUCACGUGUGCUGCACGCACCAUGAGUAUGAUGACGUACCGGACACCAAGGGAACCCUCAUACCACUAGACGACAUGGUCCACCGCUCCUUCUUCUUCGGCGUAGCCGAGAUCUCUUCCCUCCGACGACUCCUCCCAUCACACCUCCGCUCUUGCACCACCUUUGAACUUUUGGCAGCUUGUGUCUGGCGCUGCCGCACAAUCGCGAUCUCUCCAGACCCUAAUGAAGAGGUCAGAUUCCUAUGCAUCGUGAACUCUCGCAAGAGAUUUAAUCCGCCACUCCCCGCUGGAUACUACGGCAAUGCCUUUGCGUUUCCCGCAGCCAUUUCCACUGCCGAAAAGUUAUCCAAAAACCCCCUAGGUUAUGCGUUGGAGUUGGUGAGGAAGACGAAAGCCGACGUAACAGAGGAGUACAUGAAAUCAGUUGCGGAUCUGAUGGUGAUCAGAGGGCGCCCAUUUUUCACUGUGGUGCGAACUUAUCUGGUCUCUAAUGUGAUUCAUGCGGGCUUUGGAGAUGUGGACUUCGGGUGGGGCAAUGCGGCAUAUGGCGGGCCGGCGAAAGGCGGCAUCGAUCCAGUUCUCGGCGUUGUGAGUUUUUACGUAGCUUCUAAGAAUAACAAGGGUGAGAAUGGAAUCGUGGUUCCCAUCUGCUUAGCGGCGAACGCAAUGGAAGUAUUUGUAAAAGAGCUUGAGAAGAUGCUGAAGAGAGAUGAUGAUGAUCAGAGGGCUGUUCGGAAAGAUUCCAUUUUUAUGUCAUCGAAGCUAUGAAAUUGAUAACUACUAUAUAUCACUCUUUGUGUUGUCCUGUGCUUGACAGAGAUACAGCGUAUAUAGAUGUACAAGGGAUUCUUUGCAUGUUUUGUGAGAUGGGAGUGCUUGAGAGUAAUAAUGUUAAAAAA